Molecule: messenger RNA, 1441 nt
Organism: Arabidopsis lyrata subsp. lyrata
Lineage: Eukaryota; Viridiplantae; Streptophyta; Magnoliopsida; Brassicales; Brassicaceae
Product: caffeoylshikimate esterase
Exons: 1
Coding region: 291-1271 (326 amino acids)
Cellular component (GO): membrane
Molecular function (GO): lipase activity
Source: RefSeq, a predicted model, not a curated record
UUUCCAUUUUAAAAAGUUCGAGUUGUUGUUCAACCUUAAGCAUCGUACUAAAACAUAGUAUUAAGAAAAUAAGAACCCAAAAAGAUUUGAAACUGAAAAAAAACCAAAGCGGGCCCAAAAAUCAGGAGUAGUUCGCGUGUCCACACUAAAAGCAUGUGUCCCUACACCACCAGAUCGUAGCCAUAUAUUUAUGAAACGUCAUUAAAUCCUCUCAACGGUUAACCAAACCCCACACCACACAUCCUUUUCUUUCCCCUUCUCUCAACAUUUUGGGGGAAAAACAAAAAAAAAUGGGUUUGCAUCCAAUUUCCGACGCCGACGAACACAAUCCUUUCGGAUCUCUCACCGCCGACGAAUUCUACGCCAAACAUUCCGUUAGCCACUCCUCCGCUUUCAUCACCAACCCUCGUGGUCUCAAACUCUUCACUCAAUGGUGGUCACCACUCCCUCCAACUAAACCAAUCGGUAUCAUCGCCGUCGUUCACGGCUUCACCGGCGAAACCAGCUGGUUCCUCCAGCUCACAUCAAUCCUUUUCGCUAAAUCCGGUUUCAUCACUUGCGCAAUUGAUCACCAAGGCCAUGGAUUCUCCGAUGGACUCAUCGCUCAUAUCCCUGACAUCAAUCCCGUCGUCGAUGACUGUAUCUCUUUCUUCGAUGACUUUCGUAGCCGUCAAUCGCCGUCAGAUCUGCCGUGUUUUCUUUACUCUGAAUCUCUAGGCGGCGCGAUUGCUCUCUACAUCUCGCUCCGUCAGAGAGGUGUUUGGGAUGGGCUUAUCCUUAACGGAGCUAUGUGUGGAAUCAGCGAUAAAUUCAAACCGCCGUGGCCGUUGGAGCAUUUGCUCUUCGUCGUCGCGAAUCUUAUCCCUACCUGGCGCGUUAUCCCUACGCGCGGAUCUAUUCCCGAUGUUUCUUUCAAGGAGCCUUGGAAGAGGAAGCUUGCGAUGGCUAGCCCUAGAAGGACGGUGGCGAGACCACGCGCCGCCACUGCUUAUGAGCUGAUUCGUGUUUGUAAGGAUCUGCAAGAGAGGUUUGAGGAAGUGGAGGUGCCGCUUCUGAUUGUGCACGGCGGAGGCGAUGUUAUCUGCGACGUAGCGUGUGUUGAGGAGCUUCAUAGGAGAGCGAUUAGUGAGGACAAGACGAUCAAGAUCUACCCUGAGUUGUGGCAUCAGAUGAUUGGGGAAUCGGAGGAUAAAGUCGAUCUGGUUUACGGUGACAUGCUGAGCUGGCUCAAGACUCGAGCGGAAAGGAAGGCACGCGCCGGCGGAGCUUAGAGUCCCUUUUGAGUCCUUGUAUUGUAGUCCAAUAGGACAGUGCCAUCUGGCAAGCAACUAUUUAUGGUUUACUGUUUCGUAGCACAUGGUUUACAGUUAAACCAAUACCUUUGGGUAUCAUCAAUAAAUUUGAAAUAUAAAAAUCGUUGAAAAAAAUAUUUGAAAAUUAA